GGAACCUAUAAGAGUCAUUGCACACAAUAUCUCGCAACUGUCGGUCACUCUGUCCAGUCUUCGUGUAAACAGGUUUCGGUUCACCCUCGAACGUUUAUCUUCUUUCAAUCCUGUAUGGGCCCACCUGACAGAUGUUAUGAUCGAUAUAAGGGGGGCGGAUGUCAUUCUCCACUAACCUCUCCUCGUUAACGACUCGCAUAUAUUUCGACGACGACGAGGCCCUGGAUCCAUUCACGCACAACAAACUUCAAUCCUUACACAUAACUUGUACGUACAUAACGCACGCGCUUCAACUGUCCGACCUGUUCAAUGCUCUUUCACUCCCUAAUCUGCACAUGCUUCAUAUUUGGGAUGUACCGGGGUGGCCUCAUGAGGCAUUCAAGACGUUCCUCGCACGAUCAAAGUGUCCACUAGAGAGCCUUGUUGUCUUCAGUAAAAGUAAAAUGAAAGGUGGGCAGUUAGCGGAGAUAGAUGAAUGUUACUCUUCAUCUGUAACGCAAGUCUCCAGACCCACCAGCACUAGCAGUGGAAAAUUUGAGGGCGUACAAGGGCACUGGAGUAGGUCCACUUAUUCUCAACAGUUAAUGGACAAGCUGAACCACCGGACUUCGGUCGAGGGGCCGAGAAUAUGUAAGUCUGCCAUGCUCGAGGACGGCGGUCAGAUACAAGCACACGAGGAGCACUCGCAGGCGCCGGUAUCACCGACGCUCAGUUCUUAGAGUAUGACAAUAGUGGAAUGAGGCCA
Suillus subaureus is the source of this 745-nucleotide messenger RNA. RefSeq lists its product as uncharacterized. The coding region runs from base 159 to 719 and encodes 186 amino acids. Lineage: Eukaryota; Fungi; Basidiomycota; Agaricomycetes; Boletales; Suillaceae. The record is from RefSeq and is a predicted model, not a curated record. The transcript is spliced from 3 exons.